CACUGUUAGAAAUGACAGCAUGCCAUCAGCCGCUCCGCAUAGCCAGGGAGAAGUACUUGGAAAAGACCCUGAACGGCCGUGAUCGAACAGCAUAAAUGAAUUGACCUUUUUUGGUAAUUUUUUUCCCGUUGGAUCGAUAUUUGGCUUGUGAUAACCAGGCUUGCUCCAUGCCAAUGGCACGGCAGAUGCGCAUAGCUGUGCAUAUGGAGGGAGAGAUGGAGAUCGAGCCAGUCGCCCACCACGUCGGUUCCAUGAAAGCCGACGAUGCCGGCCGUCUGAACUCCAGAUCCGCCACCGGCGGCUGGACCGCAGCCAUCUUCAACAUGGGGGUGGAGAUAGCAGAGAGGUCGGCGUACUUCGGUGUGUCGUCGAAUCUCAUCAGCUAUCUGACAGGACCGCUCGGGGAGUCGAUGUCGUCGGCGGCUACGGCGGUGAACGUGUGGUCCGGGGUGUCGUCCAUGCUGCCGCUGGUGGGGGCCUUCGUCGCCGACUCCUACCUGGGCCGCUAUCGGACCAUCGUACUCGCCUCCCUCCUUUACCUUCUGGGACUAGGCAUGCUGACCCUCUCCUCCAUGCCGCCAACUAUGAAUCCUUCUGAAUGCACAGAUUUUACAGCUUGCCCCCGGACUCAAUUCCAAGCCGGAGUCUUCUACUUCUCCCUAUAUGUGAUUGCAUUUGCGCAAGGCGGCCAUAGGCCUUGUGUUCAAACAUUCGGAGCCGAUCAGUUCGACGAGAAUAACCUGGAGGAAUGCAAGUCCAAAAGCUCCUUCUUCAAUUGGUGGAAUUUCGGAGUGCACGCAACUAGCUUGGUCACAACCCUAGCAUUGAACUAUGUACAAGACAAUAUCGGUUGGACCCUUGGAUUUGGAAUCCCAUGGAUUUUUAUGGGGGUAGCUCUCACCAUUUUCUUGCUUGGAACCAGAUUUUAUCGCUGUCAUCUAAUAGAAGACAAGAAUCCCUUUGCUAAGAUCUGGAAAGCAUGCGCCACACUGAUCAACAGUUGGCAAAGGACAUCAAUAUUCGCCACAUCUACAAAUGGAUCAACAGAAGCACUUCUUCCACAUGCAUCUGACCGUACCAAGCACUCUGGUUAUUCUCAACAUGAGAGCAUAGACGAUGCAGGUCAAGAAGAAGAAGCUAAGGGAUUGCUCCAAUUGUUUCCGAUAUGGGCAGCCUGCUUAACUUCUGCAGCUGUUUUAGGUCAGUCAACGACACUCUUUACCAAGCAAGCUAGCACCUUGGAUAGGAGAAUUGGGACCAGCUUCCAAGUGCCACCAGCAGCACUACAGAGCUUCGUCAGAAUCUCUCUCAUUGCGUUCAUUCCAGUCUAUGAUCGGGUCAUUGUACCAAUGGCUAGAAAUUUCACAGGAUUGCCGACGGGCAUCACCAUGCUUCAACGAAUCGGCACGGGAUUGUUUCUCUCGGUGAUUAUGAUGGUGGCAGCAGCUCUGAUAGAGAUGAAAAGGCUUGAAACUGCUAGAGAUUUUGGACUGGUUGACAUGCCCGAUGUUGCCAUUCCUAUGAGCAUGUGGUGGUUGCUUCCUCCAUAUGUUCUCGACGGGAUUAUGUUUGUCCUUACAUUUGUUGGGUUGCAAGAAUUCUUCUAUGGCCAAGUACGUGAAGAAAUGAGAAGCCUUGGGCUCGCUUUUUAUUCAAGCGUCCUUGGCGCUGGUGAAUUGCUUAGUGGUUUCCUGGUCUCUGUGAUCGACAAGGUGACAGGAAGCAGAGGAGAGAGCUGGUUUUCUGACAACUUGAACCAUGCACAUCUUGAUUACUUCUAUUGGCUCCUUGCUGGACUGAGUUCAAUACAGCUAGGACUCUUUCUCUGCUUUGCACAAUCCUAUGUAUAUAAGAAAAAAGUACCAACCGCACUGUGAUUGCUUGCUCUCUGUUUUGCAAUGGACUUGAUUGGUUGCAUAAAGCUUUGUAAGAAGAUCAUAAUCCUUCAUCAUACGUAUAAGUUCUCUACGGGUAUAAGUACUCUAACGUAGAGAAACUUUUCCCCCAGGA
This is a messenger RNA of Phoenix dactylifera (date palm), 2010 nucleotides long. NCBI's taxonomy places the organism in Eukaryota, Viridiplantae, Streptophyta, Magnoliopsida, Arecales, Arecaceae. The record is from RefSeq and is a predicted model, not a curated record.